Molecule: messenger RNA, 494 nt
Organism: Bombina bombina (fire-bellied toad)
Lineage: Eukaryota; Metazoa; Chordata; Amphibia; Anura; Bombinatoridae
Product: transmembrane protein 60-like
Exons: 1
Coding region: 1-405 (134 amino acids)
Source: RefSeq, a predicted model, not a curated record
AUGAGAAUGUCCCUGGCACAGAGAGUUUUGCUCACCUGGCUUUUUACUUUACUCUUUUUGAUUAUGUUGGUGUUGAAGCUGGAUGAGAAGGCCCCCUGGAGCUGGUUUAUCAUCUUUAUUCCAGUCUGGAUAUUUGACACCAUACUUAUCGUCAUGCUGAUUGUAAAGAUGGCUGGAAAGUGCAGAUCUGGCUACGAUCCUAGGAAUAAUGCGCAAAACAUGAAGAAAAAGUCGUGGUAUCUUACAGCUAUGCUACUGAAAUUGGCAUUCUGCCUAGCUCUGUGUGCCAAGCUGGAAAAGUUUGCAAAUAUGAACUUAUAUUUUGUGUUUAUUCCAUUAUGGAUUUUGCUUAUUGGAGGACUAAGUGAACUUGGAUACAAUGUGUUCUAUGUGAGAAGAGACUAGCUCCGGUCUUGCACGCUCUGUGUAUUAUCCUCACAGAAAAUCCAACUAUAUAGUUCAUGUACACAGAUACCAGGUCACCUGGCACUUUA